AUGAGCGGCCUCGAGAUAGCCGGCGUUCUGCUCGGUGCGUUUCCCCUCAUCAUCUCCGGGCUAGAACAUUGGCGAGACGUAGCCAAAGUGGGCGGCUUUUUCUGGAAAGUGCGGAAAGAAUACACCAAAUGCCGGAGUGACGUGCAAUUCCACGAGAUUCUGUACAAGCGCAAUCUAAAAGAGCUAUUACUGCCCAUCGUUAGCGAUGCCGAUGAGGUCGGCCGGCUGGUGCGCGAUCCCGGGGGCAGGGGGUGGAAAGACAAGACACUGCAGGAUCGGCUGGAGGCACGACUUCAAGAGUCGUACAAGGUGUAUAUGGACAUCAUAGCGGAGAUGAACGAGACCGCCGGCGAGCUGACGAAGGAGCUGUGCUUCGAGAAGGCCACUGUCCAGGACAGGAUGGCUCCCGCCGAUCCUAAGAAGCAAAGGCAGCCCUCGCCAAACAAGCCAUCGAAAGCGAUCUUGAGCAAGUCAAACCUCGACUACCAGAUGUUUCGGCUCAAGUUCAGCCUUGGAGAAACGGUCAGAGAAGAGCUCUUUGGGCAGCUUAAAGAGUGCAACGAGCGCUUGGAGAAGCUUCUCAGCUCCAGCGAUAAGGUUUCUGCUCUCCAAAAUGCUUCGCCCAGCACCACAAAGCAGAUGACAGCCCUAGAGACGGCAUUCAAAAAAGCCUGCACCAAGUCCGAUCUGCUAUUCAAAGCACUGCAGAAUGCCUGGAACUGCUCAUGUCAACAGUACCACUUUGCGAACCUCCGGUUGGAGCAUCGUACCUUGCCUGAGACCUGCUUUGAAGUCAUCCUC
Messenger RNA from Trematosphaeria pertusa, 801 nucleotides. RefSeq lists its product as uncharacterized. The record is from RefSeq and is a predicted model, not a curated record. The annotation marks the transcript as partial. The transcript has a single exon. Lineage: Eukaryota; Fungi; Ascomycota; Dothideomycetes; Pleosporales; Trematosphaeriaceae.